Messenger RNA from Auxenochlorella protothecoides, 549 nucleotides. RefSeq names its product Endonuclease III. The coding region runs from base 1 to 549 and encodes 182 amino acids. Gene Ontology annotation, molecular function: DNA binding; DNA N-glycosylase activity. The transcript has 3 exons. Lineage: Eukaryota; Viridiplantae; Chlorophyta; Trebouxiophyceae; Chlorellales; Chlorellaceae. Gene Ontology annotation, biological process: base-excision repair; base-excision repair, AP site formation. The record is from RefSeq and is a predicted model, not a curated record.
AUGCACAUUUACAGAAUUCACCCACCGUGCACCCAUCAGACGACGGAUGUCAAGGUCAACACGGUCACACCUGCCCUCUUCAAGCUCGCCGCCACCUCCUCGGCCAUGGCAGAUGCUGACCUGGCAGAGGUCACCGCCAUCAUCCAGCCUCUCGGCCUCUCCGCCACCAAGGCCAAGCACCUCAAGGGCAUGAGCAAAAUGCUGGUCGCGCUGCAUGGCGGCCAGGUCCCAUCCAGCUACGCUGAGCUGGAGGCCCUGCCAGGGGUGGGCCACAAGACGGCCUCCGUCAUCAUGUCACACUGCUUUGGCGUGCCGGCCUUCCCAGUGGAUACGCACAUCCAUCGCCUGGCGGAGCGCUGGGGUCUGUCCUCGGGGAAAAGUGUGGAGCAAACGGAGGCCGAUCUAAAGGCCGUGUUCCGGGAGGAGUUGUGGAACAAGCUUCACCUCCAGCUCAUCUGGUUUGGCCGGCAGCACUGCUCGGCUCGGGCCCACAACCCCCAGGCCUGCCCAGUGUGCGUCUGGGCGGCGCCUAACCGGGCCAAGGAGUGA